Molecule: messenger RNA, 1516 nt
Organism: Penaeus monodon (black tiger shrimp)
Lineage: Eukaryota; Metazoa; Arthropoda; Malacostraca; Decapoda; Penaeidae
Exons: 5
Coding region: 1-762 (253 amino acids)
Source: RefSeq, a predicted model, not a curated record
AUGUUUAUGGUUGUGGGAAUUUUGGAUAUUCCCAAGUGGAAUUGUGACGUCGGAUUGGAUAUUCCCACGUGGAAUUGUGACGUCAUUAUGGCCAUUCAGACGUGGAGUUGUGACGUCAGUAUGGUCAUUCCCACGUGGAAUUGUGACGUCAGUAUGGCCAUUCAGACGUGGAAUUGUGACGUCAGUAUGGUUAUUCCCUCGUGGAAUUGUGACGUCAGUAUGGUCAUUCAGACGUGGAAUUGUGACGUCAGUAUGGCCAUUCCCACGUGGAAUUGCGUGGGCAGUAAUCGCGAAAAUGGUCACCAGGGAGGAUCUAUGCGUCGUUCCUUCUCGAAGUCAGCCUCUGACCUCCUCAACCGAUCGAGAGCGGGAUCGGGGGAGAGAUCCGACGCCAACUCCCCCGGCGGCUCCCCCCCGCUGGAGGCGCGGAAGGCGGGCGAGGGCGAGCGUCCGAGGGUCAGCCUGGCCAACAAGCCCUCAGCCACUGCUUUCUUCAACACUCUGCGCACAAAGUUCCACCGCACGAGGAGCAAGGAUGGCAAGCUUUCGAGAAGGAAGGACAUCCUCCUUGACGGCGUGAGGAGCAACUCGCAUCCUGAUGUGAGUGUGGAGCGGCAAGACAGCACCACCGACUACGCUGCGGAUAAUUCUUCGGCCGAGCACUCCUCCUCCUGCACGCCGGUGUCCAUGUCUCCGAGGCGAGGCCCGAUGCUGUCCCAAAACCGUCAGAAUUCCCAGGGUAAAGGCGUCGAGGGGUCAUAGUGGUGUCGUUUGUUAUUAUCAUUAUUUUGUUUUUAUUCGUUUAUUUAUUUAUCUGUUUAUCUUUUUUUAUUUUUUGUGGGGGGGGGAUUUGUUUGGUUUAUUGGGUGUUAGUUUUUUAGAUGGAGAGGGAUAUGUGUUUUUUUUUUGUGUGUGUAUUUGUUAUUGGGAAUUUUUGUCUUAUUUUUUUUUAUUAUUAUUUAGAGAUAGACUAGACCGUUUUAGUUGUCUCAGGUAUAUUUUCUUUAUUGCCUUUGUCAUUUUCCAUUAUUUGUUUUUUAUUAUUAGAGGACUCGUUUUAUUUUUAUUUUUGGUUAUUUAGUGACUGGAUUUAUUAGUCAGAUCAAUUAGAUAAUUGUUUUUUGGUCGAUAUAUGUACAGUUUUGUUUUUUUAUAAUGUGUAGCUUUCCGCUCUUCUACUUUUUGCAUUUUCAGAAAUGUUACUUUCUUUACGUAAUGAAAUAUAUGUUAACUUCAUUUUUAAUUGUAAUUGGAUAUUCUACUCAUGCAUUCGGUGUUUAGUUUGUGUUAUACACUAACUUAAGAAUCAUUUUUUUCAGUAUUUGUAAUCUAAUUGUACUCUGGACCAGGUGAUCAGUUACCAGGUUAUGUGGAAAAGACUUGAAAUUUUAUUUUGCUCAGACGUAUCUGCAAAUAUUUGUUUAUUAAAACAAUAUAUAAAAUAAAGGUCGCAACUAAUCUAGUAUUAUUUGUCUUGAUUACGAAAGAAGUCAUUCGUAAGAAUAAAGUUUUAUGU